CAAAGAUGAUAGAUAAAAAUGACAAAGCGACUUGAUACAAAAUUACAAACCAGACUUACAAACAUUACAAAAUAGUCCGACAAACACAACAAAAUGGCAUUGUCGCCGGAAAACCCUAUCAUCGGAUAAUCCCGCCACCGCCGACUCUCUCUCUCUCUCUCUCUCUCUCUCUCUCUCUCUCUCUCUCUCUCUAAGGAACGCCGAAAACGCCGAAAACCCCUGCCGCAGCCAACGGUGCGAGGAGAAGUCCAAGUAAAUAGACGCCAGGCCAUAUAUUUUUUAUUUUAAUUUACAAGUAAAUAAAUUGUAUAAUUACUAGCAUGUCAUUCAUUAAAUUAGAUUAAUUUGAGCCAUUGAAUUUUAAUGAGGUGCACUGAGAUUCACUUACUUAGGGGCGUUUGCUUCAUGGAUUUGGAUGUGAGAUUUGGUUCUUAAAUCCAACACAUGAAGGAUUUGUCCAAAAGUCAUUGUUUGUUGAGCCAAAAUGGAGGGUACAAAAUUUGUGGGGGUCCACUGAUUUGGGUCUCCAAAUCCGUGGGCCUCACGAAUUUGUAAAUCCCACCUAUUUACUUUGGAUUUGAAGAAGGAAACAAAUCCUUCAUGAAAAAUUACUUGUAUAUCCCUUUAUAAUUUAUUUAUUCCAACUUUACUCGUCAUUAGUUAUUCUUUGCAGGUUUAAUUCAUCCGCAUAGCCAUAACUUUCACGGUUUUGACAAAUAUAGCCACUUUUUGAAUAAUACACAGAUGUAGCCACACUUUUCAAACAUCUUUGACUUAUGUAGCCAUUUCCCUGAAAACAUUUGAUGGAGUUAACGUCUCCGUCAGUUAAGUGGACGUUUUGCUGAUCUGUCCGCAAAAUGGAUGACACGUCAUUGCCAACCGGAUGGACUUAGCCACGUGGACGCCACAUCAGAUAAUAAAAAAAUUAAUAUUAAAAUUAUUUAACUCUCUCUCUCUCCAUUGUCAUCGUUUUCAUUCCCAUCCUCACUUAUUUUCUAGCAUCCCACCUCCCAGCAGUCUUCCCCAAUUUGCAGAGCCACCUUUCCAUUCAAGUAUAGUGACUUUCCUUGAAAUAGAUAGGGAAAAAACAGAGGGUCGCGGCCGUGGGCUUCUUCUUCUCAGUCGUUUGGUUUCCUUCCUUUCCCUAAUCGAUCAGUCCCCCUCAAUCCUAGUAAUUAAAGCAAGCAAGCAAUCAAAAGGCGUUUGGAAGAAUGAAACAAAGAUUGAGAGGCGGAAGAAGUUCAAACUUCUCAUCGGCAAAGUGGAUGACCCGACCGGCAAAAUAGGGCAAGGCCGGCGCUUCGAGGAGGAAACAAGGGAAAGGGUUCAUACAUCUUUCACCUUCUUCACCAGAUCCAGAUUUGUGACUCCUCCCUUCAAAACCCUCUCUUUCCCCAUCAAUUACUCUAUUCCGUCGUGACACGGGCGGUGCAUCCAUCACACAUUCACUCAUACAUAUGUAAAAACAAAAACCAGAUCAUUCCACCAACACACCCGAAAGCGCACCACACAUGCUCCAAAAAGCCUGCAACCAAAAAGAUACAGAAACAAAAACCACAGUGCUUCCUGCUGACCAUACAAUCAAAAUCCUUCGUUAAUCAGCAACAACAACAAUGGCGGCCUGGCUAUUUGUCAUGGUUCUGGCUGCCGUUGCUGCUGUGUGGAAGAUCUGGCAGCUGUUCCGGCAGGUGGUCUGGUCAUACUCCUUCGUUUCCGGGUCCAUGGAGGAAGUGAAGAGGCUGCAGUCAUUGAGGUUUGCAGAUUUCCAAUUGAGUUUUUGGGCUAGGGAUUUCAAAAUUAGUAGGGAUACGAGGAUUUUAACGUUUGAAAAUUAUGUGGGGAAGUUUAAAUUGAUGGGUGCCCUUUUAAUGGCGGAGAAGCGGCAGCACAAGAAGAAGAAGGGGAAGAAGAUGGAUGGGUGUGAGGUUUGACGGAAGGAGAGGAUAGGAGGGCAGGUAGGUGAAAGGGUAAAGUAGCUUUUUGGUUUUUUUUUAAUUAAUGAAAUUUAAAAUAUAUUCCACUUGGCAUUGCCACGUCAAUGAAAAAUCACCACGUCACCAACAAUCAUUUGUCCAGUCGGCAGUCAUGAUAGUGUCGUUAAACUCUUGGACGGAAUGGUUAUAUCUGUGUAUUUUUUAAAAAGUGGCUAUAUUUGUCAAAAUCGUGAAAGUUAUGGCUAUGUAGGUGAAUUAAACCUUCUUUGCACUACUACGAUUGCCUCUUAUAGCUACAAACUUAGCCAUGAAAAGUAAUAUUGUAGCUAAUAACAUGCUAAUGACUACAUAAUCUAUGUCAUAAGCUAAUAACAUGCUAAUGACUACAUGAUUUAUUUCUCAUGGCUAUUUGUGAAGGUCUUUGUCACACACUUAUUUUGCCACAAACGUAUGAUUAUUUUGAUUCAAAUUUUGAUUUGGAUGGCAAGUAAUACCCUUUUGCUACAAACUACAUUUGUUGUUAAAAUAGUAAUUCUAACAAACAAAUUUUAGCCAAGAAUUGUAAGAUUACAACUAUAUAUUGUGAUUAUCUACACAUUUUAAUAUCUCGUGGCUACUAAUUUUACGAGCUUGCUAUAAAAUGUCAAUUUAAAAGCACAAAUUAACAAUAUGACCACAAGAUUAAAAUUAGAAACACAAGUAAAGUUAUAUAAAUCUAACAUGAAGAAGGGUAGUAAGGUAAUAUACAUCUUAAAGAUAUAAGGGUUAAUAUUUUCGUAUGGCCUGAACUUUGACUAAAAUAAACAUCCUGGCCAAUCUUUUCGAUCUAUAACAUCUUGGCCCGAACUAUACACUAAAAUAAAUAAUUUGGUCAAACCCGAUGUUUGACGGUUAACUUGGACGGUCAAACGGUUGACUAACGGUCAACAUGCCACGUCACUGCCACGUCAGAAGAUCUGAUACAUAUUUAAUGUUUUUCGUUUUUUAUUUUUGGUUUAACUAAGGUAUUAGAUGAUUUUUUUAAUUUAUAAUAAUUUAAAAUUAGGGAAUGUGUGGAAAUUGUGAAUGAUUUUAAAUAUUUUAAGUUGACUUGGCAGUGACAUGGCGUGUUGACUAAUGGUCAACCCGUUUGACCGUCCAAGUUAACGGUCAAAAGUCGGAUCUGGCCAAAUUGUUUUUUUUUAUGUAUAGUUCGGGCCAGGAUUAUAUAGAUCGAAAAGAUUGGCCAGGAUGUUUAUUUUGGUCAAAGUUCAGGCCAUACGAAAAUAUUAACCCAAGAUAUAAAUCCAUAACCCAUAAAUCCAUGAUCAAAUCAACUAAGCAAACAAUGAACUUUUUCCAAAUCCGUAAGCAACAAAUCCCUAACAAAUCCUUGAGUUUUUAAAUUAGAAAAUCUUCAUUUUCAAAUCCAUGAAGCAAACAACCCCUAUUUGACUAAUGGAGCCCGUAGACCAACUCCAAUGCAAGACCCCAAAUUUGGGGACCUUCAUCCCCAAAUUUGGGGAUUGCCCCCAUUUUUUACAAUUUGGCUCCAAUGCUACCAACCUCAAAUUUGGGGAUCUCCAUUUUAUCCAUGUUUACAUUUACUUAAAAAUGUACUUAUUGAAGCCUUAAUAUAAUUCGUUAAUGUUAAUUUUUGUAGAGUUCGUCAUCAUUUUAAGAUACAAAUUUUUCAAUAGAAUUUUUUCAAAUUUCGAGACCGAAUCUUUUUGGAGAAAAAAUUAUGGACCUAAUUUUGGUUUACACACAACACUUGGAAAUGAUAAAGCUAAAGGAGUUCACAUAAUAAUUUAAAUGAUACAACUUAGAGGUUACACUCAACACUUGCUAAUGAUAAAGCUUAAAAAUAACACACAACACUUGAAAUGAUAAAGAUGAAACACAUAACAUGUCAAUAAUCGCCCAGAAUGGAACAGUAAUUCCCGUAAUCUCCUCCUCCAUUUUCAUCUCCUCCUCCACUCUCAUCUCCUCCUAAUACAAAUUAAAUAGACAA
Molecule: messenger RNA, 3927 nt
Organism: Linum trigynum
Lineage: Eukaryota; Viridiplantae; Streptophyta; Magnoliopsida; Malpighiales; Linaceae
Source: the annotation of a GenBank genome assembly